Messenger RNA from Scedosporium apiospermum, 798 nucleotides. Its product is annotated as Ubiquitin-conjugating enzyme. The coding region runs from base 1 to 798 and encodes 265 amino acids. The transcript is spliced from 3 exons. NCBI's taxonomy places the organism in Eukaryota, Fungi, Ascomycota, Sordariomycetes, Microascales, Microascaceae. The record is from RefSeq and is a predicted model, not a curated record.
AUGGUCUGGGGCCCGUAUAUCAACGCCGUGCUGCGAUUCCACAUCUCGUUCCCAGACAUGUAUCCGCGCCUACCGCCCCUCGUCACCUUCUCGACAGAUAUCUUCCACCCCCUAAUCACCCCUCUCUCGAACUACACCUACACGACUGAUAUCCAGGACAACGGCACCGUCAGCGCAUCCGAUGCGGAGCGGUUACCGCCCGGCGGAUUCAGUCUCCGACACGGGUUCGCGAAUUGGUUUGGAAGGAGGAACAGAACGGCAUCCGGCUCAACAGGCAGGGCGCAGACACCCACGAAACCUCGUCCGGGAACGGCCAGUGUCGAAACGACCCCCGGAAAUCGAUCAACUCCCUCAGGAGACGUUCCUGCCUACGUACAAACAGGAACAGAACACGUAGCGACGUACGACGUUUUGAGGUAUAUACUGAGCACUUUCGAUGACGAGGCUGUGCUAGAUUCGGUGCCUCUAGAGGCGGCAGGGAAUCCUGGUGCGUGGCAUGCGUGGAGGACUCGUAGGAAGGCACAGGGGAAGAUAUUCGAUGAUGAAUUCAACCGGUCGGAGAGAGCUGAUGUGGGGACGCAUAAUAUGUCUCCCAGUGUGAGGCAACCUGGCGAUUGGAACUGGGACGGGGUGUGGGAAGAUAGGGUUAAGAAGAACAUCGCGGCUUGUCUUUCUGAAGCUGUGCUAUACGGUGGUGCGAGCGGAGUUGAUGACGUAAUCGGAUUCCUGCCAAUGGAAGAGGGUGAGAUCGAGGCGGUGAAGGGCAACCUCAUGAGGACACUUGGCGUGGCCAAGUAA